CCGUUAGAGCCACAUCUUCGCCAGUAUCGUUCCUGAUCGCUUCUGUGGCAGAAAGACGACGCUGAAAAUGUCUCCUAACAUGAACUGUGAAGCCGUCCAGUCCUUUUCUCCGAAGCUAACUGUGGCCAAAAGAAAAGAAGCUCUUGAACUCAGAAAGACUAUGAAACCGCUGAUGGAAAAAAGAAGGCGCGCACGUAUCAACGACAGCCUGAAUCAUUUGAAAAGCCUCAUUCUUCCCCUCACAGGCAGAGAUAAUAAUCGCUAUUCAAAGCUUGAGAAAGCUGACAUCCUGGAAAUGACCGUGAGGUUCCUCAGUGACAUCCCACCCAUUAACACAAAAAACUCCGCGGACAGUUACAGAGAAGGCUACAAAGCCUGCCUCCAGCGCGUCUCCUCUAUGCUUCCCAAAACCAGCCUGGAUCAAGACGCGUGCCAGCGGGUCAACGCUUACGUGCAGCAGUCCAUGUCCUCCACCGUGCCCCCAGCCUGCCUGAACUGCUGCGCACAAAGCUCCAGAACCUUUCCUGAGAUCCAGCAAAGGCUUCAGAGCCUCAAAUCCAGCUUCGGCUCCAGAAUGGAGAGCAAGUCUCGCAUCAUCAAGGCUGAAGAAGGCAACUCGUCGGGCAACGCCCACGGCGGCAGCGUCCUCAAACUGAUUGAGGAGGCUGGAAUCAUCGCCAGCAUGCGGCACUGCAACUCACAAAACAGGGAAAGAUGUUUUCCAGCUCUGGCUCAGAUGGAGAAGGUGGACUUCCUGUCCCCACUGUCUGUCGGUGAGAUCAUCCAUACCACCGCUGAGAUCACUUACGCCUCCAAGCACUCGCUGGAGGUUCAGGUCCAAGUCGUGGCUGAGAAUCCCAUCACAGGUGCCAAAAGGAUGGCCAACAAGGCAUCGCUGUGGUACGUCCCAUGUUCGCUGCAGAAUUUAGGCAAGGUCAUGGAGGUGCCGCCCAUCGAGUAUGUUGCAGAGCAAGAGGCGGAGGGCAGGAGGCGCUACGAAGCCCAGAAGAUGAAGAGACUGGAGGCCAAACCAAGGAUUGAAAAGACGGUGCCAGCUCCAUUCAAUCCAGAACCCUACACGGUUGGCUUUAGCCAGUCCCUUCUGAUCCAAUAUCUGUGCUAUCCAGAAUGCAUAGCGCACGGUUACAUGGAUUCAGGUGUGAUGAUGAGGGCAAUGGAUGAGGUCGCUGGCCUUGUUUUAUAUAACCACUGCCUCAAGAAGGGCAAUCCUGUCACUAUCUCUGUGCGUGACUUCAACUUCAACCAGAAGCUCAAGAGGGGCUCCAUUUUGACUGUGAUGGGCAGGGCCACUUUUACCAGUGCCAGGUCUAUGGAAAUUGAAGUUAUUGCAGAUUCUAUGCCCUUGUCUGAUGGAAUAACCUAUCGCUGCGCCUCAGCUUUCUUCAGCUAUGUCAUAUGGGACAAUGGAUCCGUUCCUCUCCCUCCUCUUAAGAUUGAAGGGGAGGACGAGCAGAGACGUUUUGAGGAGGGAAAGGCGCACUACCUCCAGCAGAAAGCGAUGAGGUCCGCAGAAAAGUGAUGCAGCUGAUGGCCAGCGUGCGAACCACCAAACAUCCAAAACCCGUCCUUCUGUUUUAGAGAUUGUGUUGUGAUUCUGUGUGAUUAUUUCCCCCCGUGCACUAAUAGCUUUCCGUCUAUGCGUAUCAUUUACUUUGGAGGAGCCUCUAUUUAAGUAUGUGUGAAGACUACGUCUGAACAUUGUCGACAGCCUGGUUGUGUGCAGAAGGAUUCUCUUGUUUGCAGAAGAUCUUUAAGCGUGAGGAGCUAACGAUGGCGUCAGAACAAAGUGAUAGUCCAAGCACCAGCACAAUGAUGAAUAAGUGAGUGAAUAAUAAUGAAUAAAAGGCCCGAGCGCGAGUCCGGGCUCUCGUCUCCUGUCCUUGCUAGUUCGACAGUGAUGAUGUCAUUGUCUUGGGCAUGCCUUGGCAGAGAGGGCACGGGCUUUGCCAUCUUUUCAGCACUGUGUCUUUCACAGAGAAAUCAGGGGAGCUCGGGGGGGUUUUGACUCAACUUGCAUCUCUCCCACGUCCCUGCCCCCUCCUUCCUCUCUGCUCUCCCUCUCUGCCUGUCGACUCCAGUGUUCGCUCUGUUUUAUCGUACUCUCCGUUCCCUGCUUGCCAGCAUCUCCUCAUCCGUCUCCAUUGUCUUGCAGUUCACCCUGUCCUGUUCUGUCUUCCGUUCGUCUUGCACGGAUUUCUCUUCCUUUUAGAAACUGUAACUGGAAAAAAAAAAAAAAAGAUUGUCUUGUGCAUGUGCCCCAAGUUUGUCCACGUGUGCGAUGUAAGAUCAGAAAGGGUAUCGGGCCAAUGAGAAAUCGAUGUCCUUACCCAAACCUCUGAUUAUUCACCAUAAAAAAAAUGUUCAAAUAUUUGUUUUGUUUGUUUUGUUUUAUCUGUCUCAGAAUAGAAUCUGAUUUGUCAGGGGAAGUGGGCAGGCUUCAGUCCCGUGCAACAGAUGGCUGAGACUAAUUUGAGAUCAAAACCCAUGUGGGAAAAAAAAAAAAAAAGAUAAAAGCCAAGGGAUCUCAGUGUUGAGCAGAAAGCAACACAGGUCUAAUCCUCAGUAAAAUGCCUUUGUGUUUUGUUGCCUCUCUUCCUCCUCACCCCAUUUCUCUUACACCAAAAGAAGCCGAUUUGUCAUUGGAACUUGAAGGUUAUUGUUUUUCCCUCCGUCCCUCCAGCCAGAACAGUUUGUGUGCUUUUCAUUUCCUUCGUGAAAACAAAGUUAGGCCCGAGCUGCACUGGGGGGAUGUGUCUAUUUUUAACCCCAGCGAAGUGGAGGCAUCUUGCGGGAGAAGGAGAACACAGGGAGGGAAAACACAGCACAGGGACACGGGAUGCAUCUCCAAUGGCAAGACAACACUACUAGGGAAAUAUGACCGGGGUGAAAAGCAUCCGCCUCGUGUGCAACAUCGGCACAAGCGCGUCCGUUCGAUGGUCUCCUUUCUGAAGACAUGCCGUCUCUCAUCAUUCACAACAAUGUUGGUUGCUGUCUUCAGCCAUUUCAGCUGGUAGCAGCUGGCUUUUACACGUAGAGGCACGCUAUGGUAACCAUGGUUACUUAUCUAGAAGAACAGACUUAAAAUGGAAGAGGUGACAUUAUCAGGAAUAGAUG
Molecule: messenger RNA, 3135 nt
Organism: Mugil cephalus (flathead mullet)
Lineage: Eukaryota; Metazoa; Chordata; Actinopteri; Mugiliformes; Mugilidae
Gene: acot7
Product: acyl-CoA thioesterase 7
Exons: 12
Coding region: 68-1540 (490 amino acids)
Biological process (GO): acyl-CoA metabolic process; palmitic acid biosynthetic process
Cellular component (GO): cytosol; extracellular exosome; nucleoplasm
Molecular function (GO): protein dimerization activity; long-chain fatty acyl-CoA binding
Source: RefSeq, a predicted model, not a curated record